AUGAGCAGCAUCGAGACCAGCUUCAUGGAGCCAGUGAAAGUGAUCUCGCCGUUCGUGCCACAAACUUCAAUCAGCACAUGUGAUGCUGAAGGCCCAGUGGAGCGUGCGAUUUCAAGUUCCACAGCUUGCAGCAGUGAGGAUGAUUCCUGCGUGAAGCGGCAACGGCUUUGGGCUCGCGCUAUGGACUCUCGCUGGAAGCUGUCCCGGAAGGAUCUUCAGAUGAAGCGGGAGCUCAGUCGAACCCUGAAAAGCACACUGUACCAGGCAAGCUGGCAGGGUGUGGAUGUGGUGGUGAAAUGUGCUGGGUUGCAUGACGACGUCAUGUCACAACAGGUGCAGUCGAACCACGAUCCACAGACCUCCCUCGCACGAUUCCCGAGCGACGCGGAGGACAAGGAAAUUACAGACGAGCUCUUGCACGAAAUCGACCUUCUGUCGUCUCUGCGGCAUCCGGACCUUGUCAUGUUUCUCGGGGCUUGUCUAGAUCAGCAGCUGCCAACUAUGUGCGUCACGGAGUUCUUGCCGGGUGGUGACCUGGAGCGCUACUUCAUGGCCCAGCGGAAGAAGCAUGAUGUGGCCAUCUGGCGGCCUGGCUUCCAGCAGGUGCUGCAGUGGAGCUUCAGCGUGGGGCGGGCCCUGAACUUCUUGCACGACCGCGGAGUUGUGCACCGAGACCUGAAGCCGUUGAACCUGCUGCUGACAAAGCACCUGGAAGUCAAGGUUUCUGACUUCGGCAUCAGCAAGCUGAUGAGCCGAGAAGGAGACGGAUCCGAAGUUUAUUCCAUGACCGGCGGAGUUGGUAGUUGGCGAUACAUGGCACCGGAGGUGGUGCGGCACCAGGCGUAUGAUGAGAAGGUGGACAUCUAUGCCUUUGGCCUUAUCAUGUACUUCAUGAGUUCCGGAAGGGCUCCCUUCCAUCAGCUGGGUCUUGAUCCGGAGGUCAUCUUGCAGCAGUACUGUCAAGGCAAAGAGCCACGACCGAUGGCGCUGGACUGCCACACCAAGCUGCGCCCCUUGAUGGCACAGCGCGGGGUUCACGUGCACUUCGACCUCGUCCCUGCGGCGAACAGCGAGAUGUCCACUGGGCCUUUGCGUUCCUGCGACCCGACAUUCGAAAGUCAAGCAUGGGAGCCAUGUGUGCCGCCCAGUCAGAAAGUCAACUGCUUCUGGUCCGAUGCUGCCCGCCACGACACUAUGAGCAGCAUCGAGACCAGCUUCAUGGAGCCAGUGAAAGUGAUCUCGCCGUUCGUGCCACAAACUUCAAUCAGCACAUGUGAUGCUGAAGGCCCAGUGGAGCGUGCGAUUUCAAGUUCCACGACUUGCAGCAGUGAGGAUGAUUCCUGCGUGAAGCGGCAACGGCUUUGGGCUCGCGCCAUGGACUCUCGCUGGAAGCUGUCCCGGAAGGAUCUUCAGAUGAAGCGGGAGCUCAGUCGAACCCUGAAAAGCACACUGUACCAGGCAAGCUGGCAGGGUGUGGAUGUGGUGGUGAAAUGUGCUGGGUUGCAUGACGACGUCAUGUCGAAUCACGAUCCACAGACCUCCCUCGCACGAUUCCCGAGCGACGCGGAGGACAAGGAAAUUACAGACGAGCUCUUGCACGAAAUCGACCUUCUGUCGUCUCUGCGGCAUCCGGACCUUGUCAUGUUUCUCGGGGCUUGUCUAGAUCAGCAGCUGCCAACUAUGUGCGUCACGGAGUUCUUGCCGGGUGGUGACCUGGAGCGCUACUUCAUGGCCCAGCGGAAGAAGCAUGAUGUGGCCAUCUGGCGGCCUGGCUUCCAGCAGGUGCUGCAGUGGAGCUUCAGCGUGGGGCGGGCCCUGAACUUCUUGCACGACCGCGGAGUUGUGCACCGAGACCUGAAGCCGUUGAACCUGCUGCUGACAAAGCACCUGGAAGUCAAGGUUUCUGACUUCGGCAUCAGCAAGCUGAUGAGCCGAGAAGGAGACGGAUCCGAAGUUUAUUCCAUGACCGGCGGAGUUGGUAGUUGGCGAUACAUGGCACCGGAGGUGGUGCGGCACCAGGCGUAUGAUGAGAAGGUGGACAUCUAUGCCUUUGGCCUUAUCAUGUACUUCAUGAGUUCCGGAAGGGCUCCCUUCCAUCAGCUGGGUCUUGAUCCGGAGGUCAUCUUGCAGCAGUACUGUCAAGGCAAAGAGCCACGACCGAUGGCGCUGGACUGCCACACCAAGCUGCGCCCCUUGAUGACCGCUGCAUGGCACGUGAACCCUAGUGAGCGGCCCACUGCCACAGACAUGUUGGAGAGCUUAGAUCUUAUUGCGCACAGCAAAUCGUCCUGCGCACCAUGCGCCCAGAUGUAG
Symbiodinium natans is the source of this 2313-nucleotide messenger RNA. Lineage: Eukaryota; Dinophyceae; Suessiales; Symbiodiniaceae. The record is from the annotation of a GenBank genome assembly.